Humulus lupulus (European hop) is the source of this 856-nucleotide messenger RNA. RefSeq lists its product as uncharacterized. Gene Ontology annotation, molecular function: box C/D methylation guide snoRNP complex binding. The transcript has 5 exons. Gene Ontology annotation, biological process: box C/D snoRNP assembly. Lineage: Eukaryota; Viridiplantae; Streptophyta; Magnoliopsida; Rosales; Cannabaceae. The coding region runs from base 128 to 721 and encodes 197 amino acids. The record is from RefSeq and is a predicted model, not a curated record.
AUUUUGGAGGAUCAUUAUGAAGUAGAAUAAAGAAAAGGUUUUGGGGCUGUUAGAAGAGAACACAGUUGCAGCGCCGCCGUAUUGUACCUCGUCGGCUGCUCUCGUCUUCUUCACCUCUGCCAUAAUCAUGGGAGGAACCAGUAAGGAGCUUCUACAGUUGGAGCACAAGAAUCCCUCUACAUCAUCCUUAGAAUCAGCGGUACUUGUCUGUAAAUCAGAAUCUCAAGAAAAGAAAAUCAACACUGAUGAAAAGCCCACCAUUGCCCCUGUCCCUCGGAGUCAAUUUCUUGGAAAAGUAAAAGACUUCCUGGGAGUCAUUUCAGAAGCCAAUGAAAAAUUGCAGCUUGAUGCACAGGACAAUUCAAAGAGCUAUGAUAUUGAAGCUCUAGAUGGAAAUGAAUCUCAAGUUAUUGAAAUGGACUUGAUGCUGGGUAUUACUGAUCUUCGAACCCCUGAUGCUGUGGCUGCUGCGGAAUCUGCAAUUGCAGGGUGUCAACCAAGAAUUCCUUUGGCUGUCAGCAGCAGUGGAACUGAAUCUGAUGAUAGUGGUAGUGAUGAGGAGGAGAAUGAGAUUGACAAAAAUGAUCAUGGUGAAGAAGAUGGCAGUGAGAAUGAGGAUGUCAUAACAAUAUUAUCCACCAAACACAAAAGAUCUAAAUCUGCCAAAGCCAAAGCAAGAAAGAAACAGUCUGAAAAAAAGCCAAAGAUUGUUGAACUUUGAUUUGGAUAUCUUUGCUGGUAAAGUUGCUGCAAAGUAUUGUCUGUUUGAGAAUUAUUCUCUCUCCAUGCUGUGAAAACAUGAGAUUAACUAUAUGUAGGAAUGCCUUGUGUAUAAUGUGAGUUCAAUUUUUGCCAA